Dreissena polymorpha is the source of this 1582-nucleotide messenger RNA. RefSeq lists its product as uncharacterized. Lineage: Eukaryota; Metazoa; Mollusca; Bivalvia; Myida; Dreissenidae. The transcript has 13 exons. Gene Ontology annotation, molecular function: protein binding. Gene Ontology annotation, cellular component: membrane. The coding region runs from base 77 to 1582 and encodes 501 amino acids. The record is from RefSeq and is a predicted model, not a curated record.
UCUACUGUGUGAAUGUACAGUGAAGUAGAUAUUCUUAAUGUUUAGCAAGGAUCUUUUGAAUAAUUUGUUAAUUUAAAUGGUAGUGGAUCUAAACUGCUGCAUAGCAUUACAUCGGAAUAUGGCCACACUUGCUGGGUUCCUGAUUGUGAUAGUACUACAUAUUCAAGCCGUCGGCGGUUCCACAACUCUGCAGCCUGCGUCGGAUGUCUGUAAAACAUGCCGCGUCAAUCAGUACUGUCCUCUUAAUACGCCAGCCUGCUUUGACUGUCACAUCUCCUGCACAAACUGUACAUCGUACGGCGAGAACCACUGUCUGCAAUGCAAGCUGGGGUACAGGAACGUGUCUGGCACGUGUGGGCUGUGUCCGCCGAACACUUUCGGUCCAGACUGUGCGUCCACGUGCCGUUGCCUGAACCCCCAAGACCCCGCUGAGUGCGACCCUGCCAACGGGCACUGCGCAAGCUCCCAGUGCGCCCAGGGCUGGCAGGGCGUACCCACCUGUCAGACACCAUGCAGCGAAGGUUCGUUUGGUUCGGGCUGUGUGCAGGCAUGCCACUGCCCCCCUGGUGAUACCUGCUCCCCCGUCAACGGUCUCUGCUCCAGCGGAGCAUGCGCGAUAGGCUGGGCCAGUACAGGAUGUCAGAACGAGUUACCGCAACUUGACAAUCCACCGGAUGCUGUCGACGUGUCGUGCGCAAACGUAACGGUCACGUGGUUGGGGUGGAGGAGCGGGGUGGACAGGGGCGAGACCACGGCAACUAUCAAGAGAUAUGAAUUAUAUUCAACUUACCGUCCCGUAGAACAUUACGAGCCCUGGAAAUUUGUAGCCAGCGUCACUCACAACAAGACAGCAGGUUCCUAUCAAAUAAACCUGACAAAUCUCGUACCAGACGUGGAUUAUAAAUUUCGUGUUGACGUCAUACAAGAGGCGCCGGGCGGGAAAGAUAUGCCAGCGAUGACAGGAAAAAAUUCUACGCCCGUCUUUAUCCUAUGCACAGAAACGACUACCACGUCAACCACCCCUGAACCAACCACUACUACUAAAAAGCCACCAGAUUCAAAUUUACUUGACGACUCGAAAAUACGUUACCAAGUGUUUCGUAACAACAUCUCCGGCCGUCACGAAAUUACUGUCACAUGGGGUCUUAGAGACGCGGUUAACAACGAGACUCGCGUGAUCGUGACCUUGACGCUCUCAAGAGUGAAGUACGCUGGCAGCGAUUGUGCGCUGUUCGAAAACGGAACCGCUGUUAUCAGACGGGAUUUGGCGCGAGAAGGGACCCAGUUAAUAACGGAAGGCGUGACCCCGUGGACAGAGUACAGUCUGAAUAUUUCAGCCAGCAACUCCACUCUCAACAUAUCUGACUUCCGGACUUACUCUUUGACAACUCUUGAAGACGUACCUAGCCCUUUGGGAAACGUAGAGAAUGUCCGCGUUGUGGACGUCACAAAGACAGGUGGCGAUCCAAUGGUCGCCCUUAAACUGCAGCUUACGUCACGGAAGCUUGCGGCAAUACCGCGUACCAUUAUGACCGUGCAGCCCGGCUCCAAGGAGACUGUACAGAGCACGUCAUGCCUUUGA